This is a messenger RNA of Heteronotia binoei (common prickly gecko), 3447 nucleotides long. RefSeq names its product WD repeat domain 24 (gene WDR24). The coding region runs from base 607 to 2979 and encodes 790 amino acids. The transcript is spliced from 10 exons. NCBI's taxonomy places the organism in Eukaryota, Metazoa, Chordata, Lepidosauria, Squamata, Gekkonidae. Gene Ontology annotation, biological process: positive regulation of TOR signaling. Gene Ontology annotation, molecular function: protein binding. The record is from RefSeq and is a predicted model, not a curated record.
GGAAGGAGACGGGACUCGAGGCCCGAGGAGGGCGGCUGUGGGGCUUCCGGCCUAGCGCUCGCCUCUCCGCGCCUUCCCCGCCCGCGUUUCCUUCAGCGCCGCCGCCGGGGAGGCCCCGCCGAAGCCGUGAGUGGGAGACGCGACCAGGGAGGAAGGGAGAGCCAGACAGAAAGGGGGGCGCUCAGGCUGCAGCCCUGAAACCCGAUGUGAAAAGAAGCUGCUGUAUUUCUUCAGUCAAACGCUUCUUUGCCUGAUUAAAGGAACAAAUUACUGAGAAACUUUCUCGAGAAGCAGGCAAGAGUAGCUGAAUACAUUUGAAAGGCAAAUUUGAAGUGGUUGUAACAGACGGCGUGCUAGUAGCAGCAGCCUGAUGUGAUGAAAUAAGGACUUUCGCUUGGAUUAAAAGAUGAUCCCUGUGUUUGAAUGGACUUCUGGAACGUUUGUAUGAAGCUGUAGAAAUUUGUUCGUUUUCCUACUGAUAAUGAUAAGCAGACAAUGGAAAUGGGGUUGAUUUUGUAAUGGAGUGCUUCAAAGUACAGCUCUAGGCACUCUUGCGGUGUGGUCUUUGUGAAAAUGUACUAAGCUGCGUGCCCUCGGAAGGCACCCAUGGAGAAAAUGGCUAGAGUGACCACCGCCCUUGGCGGCAACACCAUCACGGGGCGCACCAUGUUCUGCCACUUGGACGCCCCCGCCAACGCCAUCAGCGUGUGUCGUGACGCAGCCCAGGUGGUAGUAGCUGGGCGCAACAUCUUUAAGAUCUACUCCAUAGAAGAAGACCAGUUUGUGGAGAAACUGAACUUGCGGGUGGGCCGCAAGCCUUCCCUGAACUUCAGCUGCGCGGAUGUGGUGUGGCACCAGAUGGAUGAGAACUUGCUGGCCACGGCGGCCACCAACGGCGUAGUCGUGACCUGGAACCUUGGCAAGCCGUCCCGCAAUAAACAGGACCAGCUUUUCACUGAGCACAAGCGGACCGUUAACAAGGUGUGCUUCCACCCUACUGAAGUGUAUAUGCUUCUCAGCGGGUCCCAGGAUGGCUACAUGAAAUGCUUCGACCUGCGCAAGAAGGAUUCCGUGAGCACUUUCUCAGGUCAGUCGGAGAGUGUGCGUGACGUCCAGUUUAGCAUCCGCGAUUACUUCACGUUUGCAGCGACCUUUGAGAACGGAAAUGUUCAGCUCUGGGACAUCCGGCGGCCCGAUCGCUACGAGAGGAUGUUCACGGCCCACAAUGGGCCUGUUUUCUGUUGCGACUGGCAUCCAGAAGACAGGGGCUGGUUGGCAACGGGGGGCCGGGACAAGAUGGUGAAGGUCUGGGACAUGAACACCACCCGGGCCAAAGAGAUCUACUGCGUGCAGACGAUCGCUUCGGUAGCCCGGGUCAAGUGGCGGCCCGAAUGCAAGCACCACAUCGCCACGUGCUCCAUGAUGGUGGACCACAACAUCUACGUGUGGGACGUCCGCCGCCCCUUCAUCCCCUCCGCCAUGUUUGAGGAGCACAAAGACGUCACCACGGGCAUUGUGUGGCGUCACCUCCACGACCCCUACUUCCUCCUGUCCGGCUCCAAGGACAGCACCCUCUACCAGCACAUCUUCAAGGAUGCCAGUCAACCGAUCGACAGGGCUAACCCCGAGGGGCUUUGCUACAGCCUCUUCGGGGACCUGGCUUUCGCCGCCAAGGAGAGCUUGAUCUCCUCCGACUCGAACCGCAAGCCCUACGUCGGCGAUAGGCGCCACCCGAUCUUCUUCAAGCGCAAGCUGGACCCGACGGAGCAGUUUGAGUACAUCUCCUCCUCCAGUGCCCUGAGCGUCUUCGAAGCAGACACGGAAUGCGAUGCCGGGAGCAUGGACUGGUUCGUGCGCACCGCCAAGCAGUAUGCGCUGGCGGGGAAACCGCUGGCGGAGCUGUGUGACCAUAAUGCCAAGGUGGCCAAAGAACUUGGGCGGAACCAGGUGGCCCAGACGUGGACGAUGCUUCGGAUUAUUUACUCCAGCCCUGGCACCGUGCCCUCUGCGAAUUUAAACCACAGCCUAGGGAAGAGCAGCUCUAACCUCCCACUCAUGAACAGCUUUAACUUGAAGGACAUUCCUUCUGGGAUCGGCAGCGAGUCGAGGCUGGAGCGGAGCAAAGGGGAGAGCCGUCCUGAAAACAUCCUCAUGGAUUCUUCCUCCACUCUGAUCAACAACGAUGAGAAUGAGGAAACGGAAGGCAGUGAUGUCCCUGCAGAUUAUCUUCUGGGGGAUGUGGAAGGAGAUGAAGAUGACUUGUACAUGAUGGAUCAUGAGAACCCCCAUGAGGAGCAAGAGUACAUCCUUCCCCAGGAAGCCUUCCCUCUGCGACAUGAGAUUGUGGACAACCCUUCAGCCCUGGAUCACCUGCAGGACAAAGCGGACUCCCCCCACGUCAGCGGCAAUGAGGCCGAGACCGUCUCCUUGACGCCGGUAGAAUCCUUCUCCCUCAUCUCCAUCUCUCAUUCGCUGUACGAAAACCGCCUGCCUGGCGACUUCUUUAACCCCAUCGUCCGGGACAUGCUGCUCUUCUACGCUGAACAGGGAGACGUGCAGAUGGCUGCCUCUGUGCUUAUCGUGUUGGGUGACCGUAUUCGGAAGGAGAUCGACGACCAGGCACAGGAACAUUGGUACACUUCCUACAUCGACCUGCUGCAGCGCUUCCAGCUGUGGAACAUCUCCAACGAGGUGAUCAAACUGAGUACGUGCAGAGCCAUCAACUGCCUCAACCAGGCAUCCACCACCCUGCACAUCAACUGCAGCAACUGCAAGCGGCCCAUGAGCAACAAGGGCUGGAUCUGCGACAGGUGCCGGCAGUGCGCCAGCAUGUGCGCUGUGUGCCACCACGUGGUGAAGGGCCUGUUCGUGUGGUGCCAGGGCUGCAGUCACGGCGGGCAUCUCCAACACAUCAUGAAAUGGCUCGAGACCAGCUCCCACUGUCCCGCAGGGUGCGGCCAUCUCUGCGAGUACACCUGAACCUGAAAAGGGCACGCACAGCAGCAAAACCGGGCGCUUUAUAAACCCGGACGGGACUGGCCAAUGAGAGCCCACGUUUGUGAGAGGUGUUAAGCCGUGGUUGGCUGUGUUGGCGGACAGGAGAGCUUAAUGGUGCUGAUAACGUGGGGGGGGGGGGGGUGAAGGUGCUGCCUGAAAAGCAGUGGAACUUAACAGUGCUCAGGGAAACGUUUUGUGUGUAUCCCAGUGAGUUUCUGCUAUUUAUUUCUUUUUUUUUUCAGACUGCUGUCUAAAAAGUUAUUAUUUGCGGUCCUGCAAAAAUGUCUUCAUGACAAAGAUGAAACUGGGGGAGGACAGUCUGAACGGCAACCUUGUUUUAAAUCUCUUUUCUCUCUACUGAAAUUAAAAUGUCAAAGCAGAUUUUACUGCUUGGUACUUUUGUAUGGACUUUCUCAAAUCCUUUGCCAUAAAUAUAUUCCCAAACCGUAA